AGCGUUGGAAUAGAGAGUGCGCGUCGCUAGAGGAGUCAGGAGGGAGUUUUAUCGGGACGUAGGCGGUAAAAGAGCGCGGAUCAGAGAGGGACUACUUGACGUGGAGAUUGGUGCGAGAGGAGGCGGAGGUGUUGGCAGUGAGAAGGCGGAAGAGGCGGAGCCGGGAAGCGGAGAGUGUGUGUGUGUGUAGAUGUGAGGAGGCCGCUCCGAGGCUCGGAGGACACAUAGACUGUCAGCCGGCAUGGCUCACCCGGCCGGGCCCAGCCGCUCCAGGCAGCCUGCAGAGUCAGAGCUGUACUUCUUGAUAGCGCGAUUCCUUUCAAAUGGACCCUGUAUUAGGUCUGCAGAGAUGCUGAGACAAGAGCUCAACGAAUAUAAGCUACUUCCAAACAGAAUGGAUUGGCAGGGCAAUGAACAUAGUAGGACAUAUGAGGAAAUGGUAUCGGCUAACAAGAGUGUAGCGCCAGACCAUUUGUUGAAAUUAUGUCAGAGUUUAACAACGUUUCUUGAUAACCACUCUCCAGCAAACCUAUCCAGAGCAAGUUCGCUGCUUGGCCUAGUCAAACAAUCAACAUUACGUACAGAAAAAGGUCACAGAAAUGCUCAGUGGAGUCAGAAGUCAUUUGCCACUCUUCAGCGUGGGAGGCCACCAGAAGUGCCUGUUACCAGGAGGAAUCCACCAUUUCUUGUGGAUGUGCAUCAGGGGAAACAUCUUACCGGGGCCAUGCAGUUCACUUCUGCAUUUCCUGUUACCAUGUACCAGCAGAUAAAGAUGCAGAGGAGGAUUCUGGGUCAUCUCUCUUCUGUCUACUGUGUUGCAUUUGACCGAACAGGUCAAAGAAUUUUUACUGGCUCAGAUGACUGCUUGGUGAAGAUCUGGUCAGCACUUGAUGGCCGGCUGCUAGCUACACUAAGAGGUCACUCAGCUGAGAUCUCUGAACUUACUGUGAACUAUGAAAAUACUCUGAUUGCUGCUGCAAGCUGUGAAAAGAUUAUCAGAGUUUGGUCACUAAGAACUUGCGCCCCUGUGGCUGUGCUGCAAGGUCACUCUGUGUCCGUAACCUCUUUACUUUUCAGCCCACUGGUCAAAGGUUCUGUGCGCUACUUGGUGUCUACAGGAGGAGAUGCAACUGUCUGCCUCUGGCAUUGGAAUGUGGACACCCUGCAGUUCAAUGAUCGACCUUUGAAAUUUAUAGAAAAAUCUGGACCUGGAGUUCAGAUGCUUUGUUGUUCCUGCAGUGUUGGUGGAAUGUUUAUGGCUGUUGGUGGCAGUGACCAUGCUAUCAGAAUAUAUUAUUUUGGCAAUGAAACACCCGAGAAAUUGACAGAGCUGGAGGGCCACACAGACAUAAUUGACAGUAUCCUCUUCUCAUUCAACAGUGAAAGGUUUGUCAGUGGAAGCAAAGACGGAACUGCUCAGAUAUGGAGCUUGAAACAGCAGGAAUGGCACAGCAUUACACUUGAUAUGAGUGCAAAUGUGGAUGACAGAUACCAAUGCAGCGAUAUUCCACAAUAUUCUAAGCCAAAAGUCCUUAUGAUUGCAUGGGAUCUCACCGAUAACUUUGUUGUGACUGCGUGUAGCGCCCACCUGCUAAAGGUCUGGGAUUCUCAUGCUGGCACCCUGCUGCAUGUUCUGAAGGGUCAUGAAAAUGACAUUUUUGUCUUGGAGCCUCAUCCAUUUGAUCACAGGGUGAUGUUAUCUGCAGGGUAUGACGGAAACCUCUUCUUAUGGGACAUUAUAAAUGGUGUUCAAGUAAUGCAUAGCUUCAAUGCGAUUGAAGGGCAAGGUCACGGUGCCAUUUUGGACUGCAAACUGUCCAACAAUGGGCAGCACAUGGCAGGUACAGAUUCCCAUGGACAUCUACUGAUUUUUGGCUUUGGCAGCAGUAAAGCAUAUGAUAAGAUUCCAGAUCAAAUGUUCUUCCACACAGACUACAGACCUCUUUGUCGUGAUGCAAAUCAUUUUGUCCUUGAUGAACAAACCCAACAAGCACCUCACCUCAUGCCACCACCAUUUCUGGUAGAUGUUGAUGGAAACCCACAUCCAAAAAAGUAUCAGCGCCUGGUACCCGGGAGGGAAAAGUGUGCAGAUGAGCACCUGAUUCCUCAACUGGGAUACAUGGAGACUAGUGACGGUGAAGUUGUGGAACAAGUGAUCAGCCAGCGGACAAACUAUGAUCAGCAAAACCACGAGCGGAGCCUCCUGGAUGGGAUGAUCAGACGGCUACAACUCCAGCAGGAUCAGAGACGUGUCCCCGGACAAGAGCCUGGCUCCAGCAUACAGGCUCCCUUGGCAGAUCCUGGAAGAAGAGACCUCAUAUCUCCUCCGAAUAUUGGUCUGAGACGCAGUGGGCAAGUGGAGGGCGUCCGUCAGAUGCACCACAAUUCACCCCGCAGUCAAAUCGCCACCGAGAGAGAUCUGUUAGCUUGGAAGAGGAGAGUGCUAGUUCCAGAGAUACCAAGUAGCAUCUUCAGAUUGGAAGAAGAUUACAGAAUUGCUAGAGGUGGGCAGGAAAAACUUGUUUUAGUGAAGCACAAAAGGAAGUUCAGAGAAUCUUCUCAGGAGAGUGACUUCUGUGUCCGUGAUCUGCGAAAGAAGAUAGUGCGUCGCAGAAAACCACCGCGGCCUGCUGUGGAAGAAUUUAUAGAAUUUUCUUGUGAGGAGAAAGAAGAAACUAUGUCUUCUGUGGAUGGGGAAGAAACAGAGAAUCAAGCAGAAAAUUCAUCGGAUGCUCCCAGUGAUGACGAAGAAUGGGGAAAUACAAGUGACUCUUCCAGCGAGUAUUCUGAUUGGACGGCACAUGCUGGAAAUAACCUGCAUCCUCCUAGCAGAGUUUCUGCGAGGCAAAGAGCUAAAAAGCGUAUCAGCAGUUCUGAGGAUGAGAGCUCUGCAGAGGAGAAAUCCCCACAGAAGGCUUUAACUCCAAGAAAAAGUUCACCUGAACCCAGAAAUGAGAAUGAGAAUGAGUCUGCGGAAGGUGUUCAGAGGCCUCCUGUAAGCAGAGAGAUCUCAAAUGAAUGGCAUCCUUCAGUGUGGAUCACGGACACAAAUCCUCGAAGAUCCCCUUUUGUCCCACAAAUGGGAGAUGAAGUAGUUUACUUCCGACAAGGGCACGAAGCGUAUAUUAAUGCAGUCAGGAGAAGGAACCUCAGUAUCUUAAACUUAAUGAAAGAGCCAUGGAAAAAAUGUGAACUUAGGGACCAGGAGUUGGUGAAAAUUGUUGGGAUCCGAUAUGACAUUGGACCUCCCACUUUGUGCUGUCUUAAACUUGCCCUGAUUGACCAUGUUAGUGGAAAUCUCAUGGGACAAUUCUUCUCUCUCAAAUAUCAUGACAUGCCAGAUGUAAUUGACUUCCUUGUACUAAGACAGUUCUAUGAUCACGCUCGGAGUACAAACUGGCAGGCUGGUGACAAGUUCCGUUCUAUAAUAGACGAUGCUUGGUGGUUUGGAACAGUUUUGAGUCAAGAGCCGUGCCGGCCCGAAUAUCCAGAUAGCCUUUUCCAAUGUUAUACUGUUAAGUGGGAUAAUACAGAAAUUGAGAGGCUGAGCCCUUGGGAUAUGGACAUCAUUCCUGAUAAUAUGAUUACACCAGAAGAGCCAGGAGCCAGUGUCUCAAUAACAAUUGAAGAGAUGGAUGCUAUGCUCUAUCGCCCCCAGGAGGGAGAAUGGGGGGAAAGUGACCAACACACACAGUGUGAAAGAAUUAUUUGUGGCAUCGAUCAACUUUUUAGUAUGGAUAUCGCUACAUUUUUUGCUGCACCUGUGGAUUUAAAUGUCUAUCCGCAAUAUUGCAUGGUGGUGUCGUACCCUACAGACCUCAGCACUAUACGUAUGAGACUUGUCAACCGUUUUUACAGGAGGUUGUCUGCACUAAUCUGGGAAGUGAGAUAUAUUGAGCACAAUGCCAGAACCUUCAAUGAACCUGACAGCAACAUUGUUAAAUUGGCCAAGAAAAUAUCGGACCUACUACAAAAAUUCAUCAUGGACAGCAGCUGUACACGCAUUGAAGACCUGUGCAAUACUGCUGAAGAGCAGGACUCCUGUGAUGGACAGGAAAAUAGAGUUGAUCAACCUAGAUCAUCGGGAAACACGCAGAGAUUAAAAACGGUGAAUAGUUGGAAGAAGUGCUGCAUGGACCUGGUUGAAUUCAUUAUAGUAUGUGAAGAUUCUGAACCAUUCAGACAGCCUGUAGACCUGGAGCGGUACCCUGAUUACUAUGAUGUGGUAAAGACCCCUAUGGAUUUUGGGACCAUAAAGGAAAAAAUGGCAGCCGGGAAUUACAACAGUCCAUUGGAAUUAUGUAAAGACAUGAGAUUGGUCUUCUGCAAUGCCAGGUUAUACACACCCAACAAGCGCUCUAGGAUCUACAGUAUGGUAUUGAGGCUUUCUGCACUUGUAGAAGAGAAGUUGAAGGUUAUUUUGUCAGAUUAUAAACAUGCUCAAAGGUCCAAAAUUAGGUCUGGAGAAUCAGGCAACAUGAAGAGAGUCGGAGCCAAGCUAGGGCGAUAUGCCAGACAUUCCCUCAGUGACGUCUACCGUAAAAAUGUCAGACAAAGAAGAACAUCUCCGAGUCAGCGAAUGAAUGGCUCCCUGCAAAAAACUUCUUCAUUGCGAUCUACCUCAAGCGGAACACCACCUACUACCACCCAGACCAGCAUAGGUAGUUCCUCUGUUAGACGCACGCGUGGACAAUCACCUGACAGUGCCUCGGGACCUUCUGCUAAAUCUUACAUAGUCAACCGAGUGAGACGUAAUGCAGCAAGCUGCUCUUCAUCUUCGGAGAGUGACACAGACUCCUCUUCAUCCUCUUCUACCUCUGCUUCGGCACAUUCCUCCCGCACGUCAUCUUCUAGCUCUGGCGCAUCUCAGGGCAAUAACCAAAGGAGAAUCGUAUCUGUCAAAAGGAAAAUUCCAAGCUAUUCUGAUGAUUCAGACUCUGCAUCUGAGGGAAGCUCUCAUCAGGGAUCAAGAAAGAAAACUCUCCGCAAGAGUGCUGCCAUGGCAGCUAAUAAGAUAAAGUGUAUGACUGACGUGGAAGACAGUGCCUCCAAUUCAGAUAGUGACUGUAGUGCAAGCAAGAACAGCAGAACACUGCCACCCCGCACAGCUGCGGCAAGGGCCAUGAAACUGCUCUUAGAUGGCAGUGAGGAAGAGACUGCUUUAAGAAGUGAGAGCGAUCAGGAGCGUAGGAGGAGGAGAGCCUCUAAGACCCCACCAAGGACGUGUUCAAAGCCCCCCCGAGUCCCACGGAAGUUAAACACUGACUCCAGCAUCUACAGUUCCGAUAACAGUAUAAAAUCCCCACCUCCAAAACAUUCUCCAAGUGAUGAUUUGAACAGGAAAGGCCAUCAUAUCAAUGGUGGCAACCAAAGUAGGGAUGAGAUCUUGGACUCUCCAUGCCCUCGCCUGGCCACCAAUUCUCGUAGGUGCAUUGUGGAAUCUGACUCGGACUCAUCGUCCUCCCCAGAAAGUGAUGUGACAGUAUUAAAGAGGACCCAGAACAAUCUCAGCCAUAGACAACCACAGGAAUGUAGGGUAGUCCUAACCAAUGUUUGUUUAACUGAGGCUAAUGCAUAUUUACGGAGUCCCUGUCUAGACAUACCAUUGCCCCAGACUCCACAGCAUCCAAGAAGCUCCGACAGUGAUUCUGAUUCAGAAUUUGAAACUUUGGUCAGCAAAAAGCGAAAGAAUGACGCAUCCUCUGGAGCAUCUCCUCCUGCUAGAAAAACAAAAGUAUUAAGCGACUCCGAGGACACCUCCAAUUCAGGAAGUGAAUAUAACAACUGUAAGUUCUCCAGUUCUGGAGAGAGUUCUUUAUCUAUAAAGAACGGCGCCCAAUUCUCUGAUUCAGGGUCCUCUCUCUCAGACAACGCAAGAGUCGUCAAACCCAGAACGAACAAGAGUCCUUCAGUGAGACCUAAAGCAACUGAUCAGAAGAGGAAACGGGCAAAGAGCAGCUGCGAUGACGAUUGGGAGCAGCAGGACACUGCAAGCCGCAAAAAAAAGUUUACUCGUAACACUAAGAUCCGUACACGGAACCAGGGAAAAAGGACUGUGCGAUAUGACGAUGACGAGAACGCAGCUCAGAGUGACGAAAACUUGAAUGGCAGGCAGAGUAGCGAUACCUCUGUGAGGAGACUGACCCCCAGAGACAGGGCCAGGAAUUUCUUGCGCUAACCAACAAAGCAAAAAAUGUACUGACUUUUCUAAAUGUUGAAAUUCAGGGAAUAUACUUCUAUUUUUCUACAGAAAGAGAAAUUAUGAAUGUGACUACAAACUGUACAUGUUUGACUUGCACUUGUUUAUAUUAAAGCAUUAUCAGCACAGAUGCCAACAUGUGCCUCGAGAUGGGGCAGGGGACAUCUGAUUGCGCUAACUAAUGGUAUUUUCCGAGGUUUUUAGAACCCACAAGCUUAGUUUUUUUGCAGUGAGAGUCUGUUACUUAGACCCUCGUUUUAUUACUAGACUUCUCAGCCAUUGAUCUUUAAUUUGCACAGUUUAAGUUUACAAGUGUUUUUUGGGCUUUGUUAUGUAUUUUUUUUUUUAUUAUUAUUAUUAUUGAAAAAAAAAAAACAGGUGCAGAAUACACAUAGUUUAGCUCCUUUUUCCUUUAAAACUUGAAGAUAACCUUUCUUCCCAUAAUACAGAUCAGUGCCAUUAAUUUAUUUCUAGUCUCAGAAAGCUAAAUCUUCUUUCUGGAAUAAUUUAUUUUUUUCCCUAGUGCACGUUUCUCCCCUUUACAGGAUUCAUUCUGUCAUAACCAGAGUAUUACGUUACCAUACCAUGUUAUGGUAAAGGCCAACAUAACAAAUCAAGGAUAGUGUGCCAUACCAAGUUAUAAUAAAGGGCAGUAUGAGAAACUGGGGAUGGAGUAGAAGAGUGUACUGUACAAUAUUUUAUUAAAGGGCACCAUAACAAAUUGAGGAUAGUCAAGGAUAGAAGAGUGCUGCUUGUAUGCUCUGCUGUUUCUUCCACUUUGUCUUGUUUAAAGCUAAACUCCAGGAAACCUCAGAAUUUUCCCUUUGAAAAUGCUCAUUUGGUCUAGAGUUUGGCAAAAGCAAUUCAACUUACCCGGUUCUCCUGUAUCUCCAUCAGACAACGCUUCCCCUUGCUCCAUCAGUGCACUGUCUCUUAGCAUCCAAAGCACGGCCAUUGUCCCUGAAUCAUUCAUGAUGAUGUCAGGACCUUGGACCACUGGGGCAUUGGGGAGAAGAAGCUGUGGGGAACGGUCUAGCGACACAGAAGAGCCAUCAAGAGUGGAGAAUCGGGCAUCUACUUUUCUAUGCCCCCUGGACCUAAAUAAGCAGUUCACCUUUGCAGUGUGGGCAUGGACUGCACUGCUAGGGAGAGAAUUUAAGUUUCCUGGAGUUUACCUUUUUAAGAGGAACUUGUCACAAAUUAAAUCCUGCGCCGUAACCCUCUGAUAGAAACUCCCAUUUUGUCUGCUUGCAAAGGUGUGGACAUUUCGGUUAUGUGUGAAUAUUCUUUAAAGAAAAAAAAAGAGCAACAAAUGAGCUUUGAAGUUACUCUUUCCUGUAAAUGUUAAAAAUGGAUGAUCCCCUUCAAAUAAAACAUGUACAUAGAAUUUGUGGUGCAGGCAGCAAAA
Rana temporaria (common frog) is the source of this 7607-nucleotide messenger RNA. RefSeq names its product bromodomain and WD repeat-containing protein 1-like. The record is from RefSeq and is a predicted model, not a curated record. Gene Ontology annotation, molecular function: protein binding. NCBI's taxonomy places the organism in Eukaryota, Metazoa, Chordata, Amphibia, Anura, Ranidae. Gene Ontology annotation, biological process: regulation of transcription by RNA polymerase II; regulation of cell shape; cytoskeleton organization. The transcript has 40 exons. Gene Ontology annotation, cellular component: nucleus. Bases 242 to 6178 code for a protein of 1978 amino acids.